Molecule: messenger RNA, 5708 nt
Organism: Rhinichthys klamathensis goyatoka
Lineage: Eukaryota; Metazoa; Chordata; Actinopteri; Cypriniformes; Leuciscidae
Gene: mst1rb
Product: macrophage stimulating 1 receptor b
Exons: 21
Coding region: 380-4564 (1394 amino acids)
Biological process (GO): positive regulation of kinase activity; phagocytosis; cell surface receptor protein tyrosine kinase signaling pathway
Cellular component (GO): membrane; signaling receptor complex
Molecular function (GO): protein binding; ATP binding; transmembrane receptor protein tyrosine kinase activity
Source: RefSeq, a predicted model, not a curated record
CCAGUAGCGUUCAUUCCAUUCAUUGACGGUAUAAAACAAGAUUCAGUCCCGUAUGCUGGUGGGCGGGGCCUAUCAGUUUCAGUCAGUGGCGCUCGUGCAUCAAACGAAACAAGCAGCCGUCCCAAACACCAAGACAGCUCUCUAAAAUGUAUUGCUAACGUUUCUUAUCUGGUUUUAUGUAUAAACGAAAGUCAAUAUAUUCUGUUAAAAUAUUUGGAAAGCUGUUUCCUUUCUUUCAUUGUUUUCACUCGUUGAAGUGUCUACACGUUUAGAGUUGGAAAUGCACUUAUUGAUCUGUCCUGAGAUCUGUUCUUCGCUGGUUUAUCAUCAUCACUAACAGGUUUGUGGCUUCCUGUUUUCAGGAUGUCUUCUCCGACAGAUGCCUGCUGGAGGUAACCGAAACACACUACAGCCAUUUUUUUUUCACCCUGGAGUGGACAUGGUCCAUUGGGCCUCUCAUCUGGUGACAUGUGUCUGGAUACAGGCUGUAAUGUCUUCUGCCUUAGACACUUGUCCCCCAACGGCCCCCAUCGCUGUGGACUUCUCGGUGCCGUACCCAAUGACUUACUUUCAGACCCGCAAUCCCAUCCAGAACAUAGUUGCCAACUCCCUUUUCCAAGAGGUCUAUGUGGCCUCUCAGAACGUCAUCGAGGCAGUGAACAUCACUCUAGGGAAACUGUGGGAACUCCGUACGGGACCGGUGGCCAGUCCGGAGUGUGAGAUAUGCAAUUUGUGUGAUAUCGCAAGAGAUCCCUUCCAAGAGGACACAGACAAUGAGGUGUUGCUCCUAGACACGUUCCUGAUGUACUUGUACUCGUGUGGAAGUUCCCAGUAUGGAGUUUGCUAUUUCCAUCAACUCCAUGAAAAUGGAAAACCUCCUGGGCCUUCAAAGUGUUUAUUCCGGAAGAAGUUCAACUCUCCGCAGUUCUGUCCGGAUUGCAUCGCUAGUCCUUUGGGAACUAAAGUCUCCAUGGUGGAAGAGGGUCAAACGGUUUACUUCUUUGUCGCGGCAACAGUGAACAGCAGCGUGACUCAAAAAUACGGUCGCAUGUCCAUUUCCGUACGCCGACCAGUUGCAACCGAGGAUGGUUUUUACACCGACGUCCGAGGGUUGACGGUUUUGCCUGCUCUAUGGCAGACAUACAGGAUUGAGUACAUCUACAGCUUCUACACGCAGGACUUUGUCUACUUCUUGUCUGUCCAACGAGAGAGAACCGACUUGGACACUUCGCCCUUUCAAACAAGACUAGGCCGUCUACCACGCCACGAGUGGGAGAUGCGACGGUAUCGUGAAAUUGUUUUAGAGUGUCGCUUUGAGCCCAAACGGCGACGGAGAAGCAAUGUCAGCGAACCUUUCAAAGACGUGGUCUACAACGUGGUUCAAGCGGCCCACUUUGGGAAGGCUGGGCGGGAGCUCGCCGAUGAGCUGGGUGCUGAAGAAGAGGAUGAUAUCUUAUAUGGUGUGUUCGCUGUAACUGAUGACUCGGGUGUUCCUGAAGAUGACUCGGCACUUUGUGCGUUUCCGAUGGAUACAGUAAACACAGCAAUAGAUGACGGAGUGGAGGACUGUUGCAAGUCGGGACCAGAACAGCUUUCCAGAGGCCUUUGCCAUUUUCAGCCCUGUGAGAGCUGCCCACACGAGAGCAUGGAGCACAAUAUGACCUGCAGAGAUCAGCCCACCCUGGUGUCUCAGCCGUACUACAGAGUAGACCUCUUCAACAGACAGAUGAGAGGCGUUCUGCUCACUUCUAUACUGGUCACCAGCAUCGAGAACAAGACAGUGGCUCAUAUAGGCACAUCAGAUGGGAGACUCUUGCAGCUUGUCCUGAGAAGGUCCAGCCCGGUCAUCUUUGCCAAUUACUCCCUUGUAGAGAACCAGAAGGUGUCGUCUACCGCUGCGGUUCUCUCCCCAGACCAUCUACUGUUUGUUGUUGGAGAUAAGAUGAUUCAGGUGCCUCAGAGAGGUCCAGGUUGCCGGCACUUCCUCACAUGUGCCAUGUGCCUGACCGCACCAAAGUUCAUGGGGUGUGGCUGGUGCUCGGGUCAGUGCACCUGGGCUUCUGAGUGCAGGGGAUACUGGGGAAAUGAGUCAUGUCCGCCCGGCAUCACAGAGUUUUUCCCCAAGACAGCGCCCCCUGAUGGUCAGAGUGAGAUAACUCUGUGCGGAUGGGAGUUCCAGUCGCCCCUGCGACCCGCCAUCACGACCAGAACCCAUGAGGUGAAGCUGGGUGAGACCGCCUGUGUGGUCCAGCCUCACAAAAGCAACAACACACACUUAUUGUGUAAGAUCCGCUCUGGGGCGUCAGAGCCACUUUUUAAACCAGUGAACGUCACAGCAAAAGUGCACGAGGGCCGAGUGGAGGGCCGUUACUCUAUUGAAGGAAGUGCAGAGAUGCCUGGAUUCACCUUUGUGGUUCCAAACAUCACUGAGGUUCAACCUGACUAUGGGCCGGUGGACGGAGGAACCCUCAUCACCAUCACGGGUCUUUAUCUGGACUCUGGCAAGAACAGGAAAGUUACACUUGAUGGAGAAACAUGUCCAAUCCGAAGUGUAUCUGUGGCCAGAGGAAACCUGUCCUCCAUCGUAUGUGUCUCUCAGCCUGUGACGGAGGUGAAGGACGUGGUGCUCCGUGUCUACAUCGAUAAGUCCCGUGUUGUGACCACUAACGUCUUCCGCUACAAAAAGACCCCUGAGAUUCUUGCGGUGCUGCCCGAUUGCAGCUUUGACAGUGGGUCAAGAAUCGUCAUUGAAGGCCGAAAUCUGGACUCUGUCUACAAAACUGUUGUCUACUUUAAACCCAAAGAAAGCCACCUCAAGCCUGUUUCCACUGAGUGCAGGGGUAAAGCAAAACCCACCCGAAUGGAGUGCAUCACCCCCGUCUUCCAUCGAGAUGAGACCGAAGAGGGCGAGCUCUCGUUUGACAUGGACGGAGUGCUUGGCCUGUGGAAACAAGACUUCUCCUACCACCCCUAUGGCAGACCCAUCCCGUUUGAGACUGAAGGUCACAUACUGAGACUCUACCCUGGGUUUGAUGAAGUGUCCUUGCAUCAUCAGAAGUUGAACCUUGUGAGUUCUUGCAUGUCAAUCACGAUGACGGUUGGAGACGUUGACUGUGGUGCUAAAGUUCUAGAUAAUGAGAUCACAUGCAGGAUCCCUAAUAAUAUCACUAUUCCCAGUGAGGGUUUACCUGUGAAGGUAACAGUUAAUGGGUACACACAUAAUGUUGGCACUGUAAUCUUGGUCAGUAACCACUAUAUGGUGGGUAUUGUGCUUGGCAUACUGGCAGCUCUGGUCACGGGUGCGGUUAUGGCCUUCAUUGUGCUGAAACAUCUGAGGAAGCAGAAAAAAGCUUCGCUGGCAGAAAGUCGUCUGUCUUAUUUUUCCCACAGUCGUUCACGUAAUAAUAGUGUGGAUUUAUGUCCUUUAGGAGACUACAGACGUGAACUGCCCGUCACAACCAUCAUUGCACCCGCUGGGGUCGUGGCGUUCCCCGGCCUGGCCUACACAGGCACCCUGGACACAACCCUGACCCCUCUCAUGCCCCCAGAGAAGAUCUCCAUCACCAGUUUCCGCCCUGAGCUUCUGGAGGAGGUGAAGGACGUGCUGAUCCCAGCUUCCAUGCUCAAGGUUCACCACCACCAGAUCAUCGGAAAGGGACACUUCGGCACCGUUUACCAUGGUUACCUCACUGACCACAACAACAGAGAAAUCCAUUGUGCUGUAAAAUCUCUCAACAGAAUAACGGAUGUGGAAGAAGUGGAGCAGUUUCUGAAAGAGGGCAUUCUGAUGAAGGGAUUUCAUCACAGUAAUGUUCUCUCUCUUCUGGGUAUCCUGCUUCCCGAAGAGGGACUUCCCUUGGUGGUCUUACCUUACAUGAAACACGGAGACUUGCGUCACUUCAUUCGCUGUGAAAAGAGGAAUCCCACAGUUAAGGAUUUGAUUGGCUUUGGGCUCCAGGUUGCUAAAGGAAUGGAGUAUCUGGCACAAAAGAAAUUCGUACACCGGGAUCUAGCAGCACGCAAUUGCAUGCUUGAUGAAUCCUACACCGUAAAGGUAGCAGACUUUGGAAUGGCUCGAGAUGUGCUUGAGAAGGAGUACUACAGCGUCCAGGAUCACAGGAAAGCCAAAUUACCUGUUAAAUGGAUGGCCAUUGAGAGCCUGCAGACGCAGAAGUUCACGACCAAGUCAGAUGUGUGGUCUUUUGGGGUUCUGAUGUGGGAGAUGCUCACACGAGGAGCCAGCCCGUACCCUGAAGUUGACCCAUAUGAUAUCACACAUUACCUCUUAAAGGGGCGGCGGCUGCCUCAGCCACAGUAUUGUCCGGGUCCCUUGUUUGCCAUUAUGCUGCAGUGUUGGGACCCCGACCCUGAGAAGAGACCAACCUUCUCGACACUAGUGUCCGCUGUAAUGAGUAUCCUGUCCAGCCUGGAGGGGGAACACUACAUCAGCCUGAAGGUCACAUACGUCAAUCUGGACCAGCCCCGGCCCUACCCCGCUCUAACAGACUCUGCCGAUGAAUAUGAUUCGUCAGAUGCAGAUGAUGCAGGCUCAGUCUCUAGCUGAUUGGCUAACUGGUUUGAUACUCACUAAAAAGGGAGUCUUUUUAACGGCCUUGCUGACAAGGCAGUAGGUGUGUUCGACUUGAAGUGGUGCUGCGCAGACUGAUCGGUGUAUGACAUCAAAGUACCGCGAGAGCGACUUGAAAGCAUAUGAACACACUACACACCUAAUGACUGUGCUUUAAAGAGGACUUGUUAUGCUUUUUUCUCUAGUGUGUAAUGUUGCUGUUUGAGCAUGAAAAAGCCCUGCAAAGUUACAAAGCACAAAGUCCACUAUAAAGGGAGUUCUCCUCUAUAUCAGUGCGCACUGUUUCUGAACUCCCUGAAACGACUCGAUUGUAGUCUUGAGUUUUCUUCUGGUAACGUACACGUCACAAUAUCCCUAAUUUAUAAUCAUAAUUCCCCCCCAGAGGCAUACACAAAAAAAGUUGCAGUUGCAUUAGUAGUGUGUUGAAACUUGCGGUUAUGGUAAGGGUUGUGACAUUUUACAAAACACGCCCAAAGAAGUUGACCAAUCACACUGGUCCAGCCGACCAAUCAGCACAUUGUUCUUUUCGUAAGGAGGGGCUUCAUAGAAACAGGAACUAAACAGACCAUUACUGACAGACUGGGAAGAGAGGUGCUGCAACAAUGUCAAAUAUGUGAAAAAUUAUGUUCUUUUUAAACAUUUAAGUAUGCAAACCUAUUCUAGUAGACCCCAAUAACAAAAUCAAGACUUUGUAAAAGCGAAUAAUGUGGCCUCUUUAAAUAGCAUGCUAGAAUACUACUUAAACAGUACUAUUUUAACAGUAUCCAUACUGGUGCACGGUAUAUGUAUUUAAUAGGGGCUUUUGCACUCAGUUAUAGGAACUAGCCACCAGGGUGGUCCCCCGAGAACUGCCAGUAGAAACUCUGUCACUUACGUCGUGCCGUUGUGUGGGAUUUUUAUUUUGACAACGCUGAGAACGUCUUCCUUAGUUUAUAUUAGAUAAGUAAACAGUAGAAAGAAAGUAAACCGUAUACGAAAAAGUAUUAUAGCAUUUGGCUUGUGGUUGAUGCCCAAUGUUGCUAUCUGAGCAGAAAUACAUAAUCAUGUUUCGCUUGUUCCCUUCAUAGUCGCGUUGGAUUUCCUCCUUAGAUUAAAGGUUGAGAAGUGCCUGGAUUUCGGC